Molecule: messenger RNA, 1460 nt
Organism: Acromyrmex echinatior (Panamanian leafcutter ant)
Lineage: Eukaryota; Metazoa; Arthropoda; Insecta; Hymenoptera; Formicidae
Gene: Elp5
Product: Elongator complex protein 5
Biological process (GO): tRNA wobble uridine modification
Cellular component (GO): elongator holoenzyme complex; nucleus; cytosol
Molecular function (GO): tRNA binding
Source: RefSeq, a predicted model, not a curated record
ACAUUUAUAGGAAGUCGACAGAAGUCGAUUUCAAUGUCAUUCGGUAUCGAUACUUAUCGCAUCUCAUCUUGAUAAUUAAUAUAUGUGCUUUGUUUUUUUUUUAUUAGAUAAAUUGGAACUUCUCAUUUUUUAAUGACCUCUUCUUUCCUUGUCCUUAUCGAAGAUUACUGACAAUUCCUGUCACAUUUUGCAAGUACAUACGAUGACUCAUUCUCGCAUUUGUCAUGAAAUAAACUCGCCGAUGGUUAUGUUUGUUCCAGGCUUUCGUGCGAUGCGAUGCAUUCGGAGAAAUAGUCUUUCUAACUUACACUUGUCGCUUUGUCUCGAUGACAUACAUAUAACAAGAAAUAGGCGCGCGUAAAUAAUAUUCGCGUUAAAUUCUAUUAAUAUCUUGUUGAUAAAAUUGCAAGAAAUAUAUCAAUAAUAUCGCAAUUUUAUGCGCAGUACACGUGCGAAUUUUUAGAGUGAAUGACUGAACAAGUAUCAUAAAUUAAACGCAUUAUUGUACGUCUACAUUCUUUAUUAAUUGACAAUUUUGCCAUAAGCAUAAUUAUUGUACAAAGUACGUAGUGUAUUUUAUUCAAAGAUGUCACACAUAAAAACAUUACCUUUGCUAGAUGGAACAAAAGUAAUUGUUAUAGAUGAAGAUAUAGAAGCAGCAUAUGCAACUGCAUUGAUAGCUGGAUGGAUACACGCAUGGAAGGAAAAAAGUUCUGAUUAUAGUAUUGAUUUGUUGUCAUUUUCAGAUCCAAAAACUUGGUAUGACAAUGAACCACUUACACCCACAAAAGUAAUCAUACAUGAUUAUUAUAGUAUUCAGCCGACUGAAAACGCCGAGAAAAAAGACUCUGAAAAUCUUGAUCAUGUACUCAAAAACAUCAAGAUGAAACCUCAGAAUACAGUUGUUGUCAACUGUCUGGGUUCCUUGAUUCUGUAUGUAGGUUUAGGAAAGGCUAUUAGAUUUAUAGAGAAGUUAAGUAAACAGGUGUCACAAUUGAUAUGCAUUUAUCGGAGGGAUUUCAUGCAAACUGAAAUACCUGCAAUAGAGACUUUUGGCACUACCUAUGUCAAGCUAGAAAAGUUUACAGGAAACAGCUCUACAAACAAUAUAAUUUAUAUUGCACAGCUCACUCAUAGAAAGUCUGGUGGUUCUGUGAUAUGUCAAACAGAAAUAAUAAAGCAAGAUAUUGAAUCUUAUCAAAUCACUGCUGAAAAGGUUACAGUGCCAAGCGUUUGCAAAACAGAAACAGAACCUGUAAGGAUUGAAACGUCAUUUAGGAUAGAAAUGAGUGCUCAGGAAAUGGAGCAAAGAAACAAGACACCUUUACCUUAUACUUUGAAUGCAACGAAUACAUCAAAGAUAUUUUAUCAACCUGAAGAUGUAGACGAUAUAGAUGAAGAAGAUCCUGAUGAUGAUUUGUGUAUAUAAGUUUAUAAAAAUCAAAGAAUUUGUAUGUAGA